This is a messenger RNA of Arachis duranensis, 1907 nucleotides long. Its product is annotated as pentatricopeptide repeat-containing protein At4g21190. The transcript is spliced from 6 exons. NCBI's taxonomy places the organism in Eukaryota, Viridiplantae, Streptophyta, Magnoliopsida, Fabales, Fabaceae. Bases 562 to 1503 code for a protein of 313 amino acids. Gene Ontology annotation, molecular function: protein binding. The record is from RefSeq and is a predicted model, not a curated record.
UCGGACCUAAAGUGAUCCGAAAUUGUUCCAAAGAGAAAAAAUAAAAUCUAAAAAAGGAGUAAAACCAAAACUGAGCCAUAGUUCGGAUAACCCGAACCCGGCCGGCCAUCAUACACAUUACACAAUGCAGUCCUCAAGCUCCUGCCUCCCUCAGCCAUUCAGCCUCACUCCCCCAGUCCCCACUCCCCAGUCCGGCAGUCCCCAAUCCCCACGCUGACCCCUGACCUCGUCUUCUCUCCUGCUCCCAGUCUCCCAGCACGCACCACGCACUCCCAGCACGCAGUCGCACCCUCCUCCCCUCCUCGUCUUCUCAGCCCUCCGUGUCUCACACCAGUCACCGGCGAAGCUCGUCGUUCGACUGACGACGGUGACGUCCGACGACUGACGACCUACGGUGCUACCCUGCUUCUCGGUGACCACUGACGCUUGUCUGCUUGGCCCGGUCGUCUUCUUCUCUAUUACUUCCCCGCCACUGCUCUGCGCUGCUAGUCCCGCUCCUUCUGCUCCGCUCUCUUCUCCGGUCUUCUUAUCAGUGUUCUAUUGUAAAGACAGUUCUUCAGGAUGCAUGCACUGAGAGUUUCUCCUUUACUUAUUGCUAAAACAUUUCAAGCAAUGGAAAUUCCAUCAAGCACACGAAGCACUGUGGUGUGUGCUGCAAAAGGUCCAAGGCCACGCUAUCCACGAGUUUGGAAGACCCAUAAAAGAGUUGGGACCAUUAACAAGGCUGCUAAGCUUGUUGAGACUAUUAGACAGCUCUCAAAUGUCAAAGAGGAAGUUUAUGGUGCUCUUGAUUCCUAUGUUGCUUGGGAAUUAGAGUUCCCUUUAAUUACUAUGAAAAAGGCACUCAAGACUCUAGAAGAUCAACAAGAGUGGAAGCGGGUAAUACAGGUAACAAAGUGGAUGUUAAGCAAAGGUCAAGGUAGGACUAUGGGAAGCUAUUUCACAUUAUUGAAUGCAUUAGCAGAAGAUGAUCGAAUCGAUGAAGCUGAAGAGCUUUGGACGAAGUUAUUAAUGCAGUAUAUGGAAAGCUUGCCUCGUAAAUUCUUUGAUAAAAUGAUAUCUAUCUACUACAAGAGAGGCAUGUAUGACAAGAUGUUUGAGGUUUUUGCUGAUAUGGAGGAGCUUGGUAUUCAUCCUAAUUUGACUGUCGUGCAAGUGAUUGGAGGUGUCUUUAAGGAGGUGGGCAUGUUGGACAAAUAUGAGAAGAUACACCAAAAAUAUCCACCACCUAGGUGGAAAUAUAGAUACGUCAAAGGAGGACGGCGUAUAAAAAUUAAGGUGUCUGGUCAACCUUAUCAAGGCAACUACAGAGAAGGGAAUGAGCAUGCAAAGUUGAAUGGUGAACCAAAUUUGGACUUAGACGACAAUGAUACAUCAGAAGAGACUUCAGAGUUAGAGGAAGUUGAUGAACAAUUCAACCAGGACGCCAAUGCAAGAACCAUGGAAUCUAAACAAAUAUCAGAUGAUUCAUUUGAGACUAAGGAACCAGUUUUAGAUGUAUAAUAGAUGGGGAUAGAUGAUUUUAGAUAAUUCAAUACUUGAUGAGUUUCCAUUGGCAGUUAUUUCUGUCAUAGUUGGAAUGUAUUGUUUACAUGCCUCUAUCAUGGAAAGAUGGAAAGUGUUAAGGAUAUAGAAUGGAGACACUCUUGGACAAGAAGAUUAUGCUUUUGAAACUAAGGUAUUCUACAAUGGGAAAAACCAAGAUGUGAUGUUCUUCUCUAGCCAGCAUCAAUGAAGAUUUUAGCACUUUGCACAGGAAUCUAUGUUCUACCUCAUACAAUGACACAUAUUAGCAGUGAAUCAUCUUGUGCUGUUGUGCAUACUUUUCUUUUUCAAUAAUGUUAUUCUUAAAGAAUGUAAAAGACGAGUCAUUAAGAAAGCAAAUUAUUUACCAUUUAAAUUUAUAA